AUGCAAAUGCAAAUGCAAAUGCAAAUGAAACCUGAUAACCUCUGUGUCUCUUCCCUCGAGCUCCGAAACUUGAAAGAGACUCGACCAGAUGCUCGAUAUCCCGAUGGCUCCCUAGCCCUGCUAGUCCUGCUAGCCCCAGCAGAUCUUGACCAUCACAGGCUUAAAUCGCACCGUGAUGAUUCACCAGACGCAAAGAAACCGGAUCUCAUUGAUCCAUGGCCUAUGAUGCCGAAGGUUAAGGCCUCGUUGGGUUUAGAUCGACUGCAUCGAAUUCUGAAAGAAUACGGUAGACUUGAUUAUCGAAAAAUGUACAUCGGAGCUUGGAAUCAUUUAUAA
This is a messenger RNA of Botrytis deweyae, 336 nucleotides long. RefSeq lists its product as uncharacterized. The record is from RefSeq and is a predicted model, not a curated record. The transcript has 3 exons. NCBI's taxonomy places the organism in Eukaryota, Fungi, Ascomycota, Leotiomycetes, Helotiales, Sclerotiniaceae. Bases 1 to 336 code for a protein of 111 amino acids.